Penaeus vannamei (Pacific white shrimp) is the source of this 153-nucleotide messenger RNA. The record is from RefSeq and is a predicted model, not a curated record. Lineage: Eukaryota; Metazoa; Arthropoda; Malacostraca; Decapoda; Penaeidae.
AGUAUUGAUGAUAAUGAUGAUGAUGAUGAUGAUGAUGAUGAUGAUAAUAAUGAUAAUGAUAACCCGGAAACAAAACAGCGGCAGAAACGAGAGAAAGAGAAAAGAAAGAAAAGAAAGAGAAAAGACCGCAAGAGAAUAAUAAACAGAGAGAAA